Molecule: messenger RNA, 619 nt
Organism: Penaeus monodon (black tiger shrimp)
Lineage: Eukaryota; Metazoa; Arthropoda; Malacostraca; Decapoda; Penaeidae
Exons: 2
Coding region: 245-619 (124 amino acids)
Biological process (GO): monoatomic ion transmembrane transport
Cellular component (GO): membrane
Molecular function (GO): transmembrane signaling receptor activity; monoatomic ion channel activity
Source: RefSeq, a predicted model, not a curated record
GCCACCCUACCACACAAUCCCGCGGCCUAUAAUGCAUGUUCCAAGGUCUAUAUACUUAUAUAAACCUUCGGCUUGUUCCUCUACGAACACGCGCCACAGGUCUGCUAGGGACCAACUGUGACUCUGAAAUAUCGUCAAUAUAACGUCACAAUUUCGCUAAGCUCAGUAAAGUCAGGAAAGACAACGUCAAUGUGAAUCGUUUUUGUUGUUGUUGUUCUAACGUCUCAUAUUCAUCUUUCUCUCUAUGUAUUACGUUUACCUUCAGGUACGGGCCAUCAUGACGUUAACAACACUCCUGGUCCUCUACACCCUGUUCAACCAAGUGUCCAGCGCCCUCCCGGACACCGCCUACAUCAAGAUGAUCGACAUGUGGUUUUUCUUCUGUAUCUUCCUCAUCUUCAGCGUCAUCAUCGUCCACAUCAGCGUCGAGCGGCUUGAACCCGGGGAAGCAAGGCCCUCAAAGACGAUCCGCGUGUCGCCGGUGCAGCAGAUGCGUCCGGAGGGCAGAUGGCUAAGCAUCACCGCCACUCAGGUCCUCGAGGUCAGCAGGAGAAUAGUGUUUCCUCUCAUCGUGUCUGUCUUUGCCCUCGUGUAUUGGCUGGCUAUUUUUAUCCACUGA